CUGAGGUCGCCCAGGGGAGAGGCACGGAUUUCCACAGCGCUGGGGGACACGGGGAAUGUUAAUUAUUCUUCAUUCUGGCGAGUUUCGACUAUGGAAAGGACUUGUUUUUAUUAAUAGAGUCGUCGGUCUAUUUUUUUGCGGACGGUCUGUCCUGCCUAUCAACUGUUUUUUGGAAGUUGUGUCAAGUUAGUCAGCUAGCUACGUUUUCAGCUAACAAGCUCGGCUGCUAUGGCUACAGAGUAGAAUCGUUAGCUAACUUAGAAGUUACUUUGUGGUUGGCUACAGGAUCAAAUUAAUGUGUUUACAUACGUUUAAUGUUUUGUAGAUUAAUUUAUUGUGCUAUUUAGUGUUGCCUAAAUCAAGGUUUAAUAAGACAUUCUCCUUGUCUAGUGUCUAGGUAUUCAAGAGUUAACGUUACCUAGCGCAAUUCUAUCGCUAGCCGCUUAGCUACCUAGCGUAUCUUAUUCUGCUGCAGGGUUAGCUCACGUUCACUCCUAAUAACUACAAAUAUGCAGCCAAAAACAAACUGAUAACCAGGUUUAUUUAUCUAUAUUUUACAGAAUAUAUAUAUAUAUAUUUUUUAAUAUGAGCAGCUUUUUAUUUUGCGAACAAUAAGAAGCCAGGACUGUGAACAGAGGAGCGACAUCACGUCUCGUUACGCUGAUGUUUUAUUUCUGACGCGACUCAUUUGUGACUUCAACAACUUUCGGAAAAUGUAGCGUACAAUAUUCGUAAAACGAAAAAACAUUUACACAUUGUUUAAAUCCUAGCUAGCCUUCUAGCUAAGGCAGUGGUGAGCACAUCAUGGUUCUCUGUUGUGUAUGAAUGGGAGCAUGAAGUGUUGUCUUCUGCAGCUUAGCUAACUAGCUGUGUUGUGUGUUUGUAGCCUCACCACCGACGUGGCUCUCUGACUCGUGUUUUUAAUGUCAGAGUUUAUAUUUUCGAACCAAUUUUGUCAGAUAUUGUAAAGGCAGGGUCUUUUAAAUUUUUGUUCCACCAUGUCGGGGGAAGUUCGUUUGAAAAAGCUGGAAAAAUUGUUCCUGGAUGGUCCUGCUCAGUCUAAUGGCCAGUGUUUCAGCGUCGAGGCUCUUCUGGACGUCCUCAUCUGCCUGUAUGAUGAGUGCAAUAAUUCCCCCCUCAGGAGAGAGAAGAACAUAGCCCAGUUCCUGGAGUGGGCUAAACCAUUCACAUCUAAAGUGAAACAGAUGAGACUACACAAGGAGGACUUUGAAAUCCUGAAAGUGAUUGGCCGAGGAGCGUUUGGGGAGGUAGCAGUCGUGAAGGUGAAGAACGCUGACAAGGUUUUUGCCAUGAAAAUUCUCAACAAGUGGGAAAUGCUGAAAAGAGCUGAGACCGCAUGCUUUCGAGAGGAGCGGGACGUUCUGGUGAAUGGGGACAGCCAGUGGAUCACAACACUAUAUUACGCCUUUCAGGAUGACAACUUUCUGUAUCUGGUGAUGGAUUACUAUGUGGGCGGAGAUCUCUUGACACUGCUGAGUAAGUUUGAGGAUCGCUUACCUGAGGACAUGGCCCGGUUCUACCUGGCUGAGAUGGUGCUAGCUAUUGACUCUGUGCAUCAGCUUCAUUAUGUUCACAGGGACAUCAAGCCAGACAACAUUUUGUUGGACAUGAAUGGACACAUUCGGCUGGCGGAUUUUGGCUCUUGCCUUAAACUUAUGGAUGAUGGAACGGUCCAGUCCUCGGUUGCAGUAGGCACUCCAGAUUACAUCUCUCCUGAGAUCCUGCAGGCCAUGGAGGAUGGCAAGGGCAAAUAUGGCCCUGAGUGUGACUGGUGGUCGCUGGGUGUCUGUAUGUAUGAAAUGCUGUAUGGGGAAACCCCCUUCUAUGCUGAAUCUCUGGUGGAGACUUACGGCAAGAUAAUGAACCACAAAGAGCGGUUCCAGUUUCCUGCCAACAUUAUAGAGGUGUCUGAGAACGCCAAAGACCUGAUCCGCAGGCUCAUCUGCAGUAGGGAGCACCGGCUAGGUCAGAACGGCAUUCAGGACUUCAAGCAGCAUCCUUUCUUUUCUGGCAUCGACUGGGACAACAUCCGAAAUUGUGACGCUCCGUACAUUCCUGAAGUCAGCAGCCCUUCAGACACUUCCAACUUUGAUGUGGAAGACGACUGCCUCAAAAACACAGAAACGAUGCCUCCUCCCUCUAUAACAGCUUUCUCUGGACAUCAUCUCCCAUUUGUAGGCUUUACGUACACUAGUCAAUGCUCUCUAUCUGACCGUGGUUGUCUGCGUGAGACUGCAGCACCUGUGCAGAUGGACAUGUGCGUACAGCGCAGCUUGGAGGAGAGCCUAGCUACUGAGGCAUAUGAGAGGAGGCUCCGCCGUCUUGAGCAGGAAAAACUGGAGCUCAGCCGCAAACUGCAGGAGUCCACAAAGACUGUGCAAGCUCUGCAGUACACUGGAGAUUCUCCCGUUUCUGCGAAUAGGGAGUUUGAGAUCAAAAGCCUGAAAGAGGAGAUUGAGGCUCUAAAGAAACAGAUAGCAGACUCUGGCCAGGUGGAGCAGAAGUCGGAACAAGCCAGUGCAUCCCACAAAGAUCUGGAGGAUUCUACUAAGCACAUCUCCUCAUUAGAGAAACAGAUGAAAAUCAUAAAGCAGGAGAGGGAGGACAUGCAAAAGGAGCUGAAUGAGGCCACAGAAAAGCUAAAGGCACAGGGGAAGGAGCUAAAGGAGGCAGACAGCCAGAGGAAGCUAGCUAUGCACGAGUUUUCUGAGAUGAGUGAGCGAUUGACAGAGCUGCGCUCUCAAAAACAACGCCUUUCUCGACAGCUACGAGACAAAGAGGAAGAGAUGGAUGCACUUAACCAGAAGCUGGAGGCCCUGAGGCUUGAUUUGCGCAAAGUCGAAAGGGCAAGAAAAGAGAUGGAAGCCCAGGCAGAGGAACGUGCUUCAGAAGCCGCCAAAGAGAAGAAGCUGAGGGAUCGCAGUGAACAGUAUAGCAGACAACUUGAGGAGGAACUUACGGCAGUAAAGCAAAAGCAGGCUGGUCGUUCCCCGGCUGCCAGCACUCCUGAGCAACAUCAGGAGCUCGCUAAGCUGCGUGCUGAUCAAGAAAAGAAGACAAUGUUUUAUGAGGAGGAGCUGUCUCGCCGCGAUGUCCAGCAUGCCAAUGAGCUAAAAAGCCUGAAAAAGGAGCUCCGUGAUGCAGAUGCACAACAUCUCUCUUUAAACACAGAAAUAAUGAUGAUAAAAGACAAGCUGGAGAAGACGCGUAGAGAAAGUCAGAAAGAACGAGAGGAGUUUGAGACGGACUACAAACAGAAAUACGAGAGGGAAAGGGUGCUGCUAAUGGAAGAGAACAAGAAGCUCUCCAGUGAACUGGAUAACUUGAUGAUUUCACAUAAGAAGUUGAACAGCAGUCACAAGCAGCUGGAGGAUGAAAUGCGAGAGCUAGCUGAUAAGAAAGAGAGUGUGGCCCACUGGGAAGCCCAAAUCACAGAGAUCAUACAGUGGGUGAGUGAUGAAAAAGAUGCACGAGGUUACCUCCAGGCUCUGGCCUCAAAGAUGAAUGAGGAGCUGGAGGGGCUAAGAAACACCAGUCUUGGGGCUCGCUCUACGGACAUGCCAUGGAAGAUGCGACGAUUGGCUAAGCUGGACAUGUCUGCUCGUCUGGAGCUGCAGUCUGCACUGGACUCUGAGAUAAAAGCAAAACAAACCAUCCAAGAUGAACUCAACAAAGUGAAGGCUGCCAACAUGGCCACUGAGUGCAAACUCCAGGACUCUGAAAAGAGAAAUCAGGACUUACAGACGGAAAUUGAAAGACUAAAACGAGAAACGGAAGAACUACGUUUGUCUAAGGGUGUAAAGAAUCAAGAUUCACACAACUCGUUCCUUGCAUUCCUCAAUGCCCCAGCCUCUGCAGUGGAACACUUUGAUCGAUCUCCUGCCUGUGGUCAAGCCAGCAAAGGCAGACAUAUUGACUCCAUUGACAACUUUAGUGUGUCAAACCCGCCAUCCCGAGAUGAAGAUCGCAAGUCCCAAGUUGUAUCCCACUCUCGUUCUCCCUCCUCCACCAGCGACAUGGAGCCUUUAGAGCCGUUAGAUUAUCCCCAUAAAGGUACACAGACGCCUACCAUGCGAUCGGGAGGAUACAGCAGCACUGGGUUUCCCAUACCCAAGCCAAAAGCUCAUCAGUUUGUGGUGAAGUCCUUCACUGCUCCCACUAAGUGUAACCAGUGCACUUCUUUGAUGGUUGGACUUAUCCGACAAGGAUGCAUAUGUGAAGUCUGCAACUUCUCGUGUCAUGUGACAUGUGCGGACAGAGCCCCUGCCGUGUGUCCCAUUCCGCCAGACCAAACAAAAGGUCCACUUGGGAUUGACACACAGAAAGGCAUUGGCACAGCUUAUGAGGGCCAUGUUAGGGUGCCUAAGCCAGCAGGGGUGAAGAAAGGCUGGCAGAAAGCCCUUGCUGUUGUGUGUGACUUUAAGUUGUUCCUCUAUGAGCUUGCGGAGGGCAAAGUUGCACAGCCCAGUGUCGUGGUUAGCCAGGUCAUUGACAUGCGGGAUGAGGAUUUUGCAGUCAGUUCAGUACUAGCAUCUGAUGUCAUCCAUGCCAAUAGGAAGGACAUUCCCUGUAUUUUCAGGGUCACAGCGUCUCAGCUCUCUACAUCUGGCAGUAAAAAAUGCUCCAUCCUAAUCCUGGCUGACAACGAUCAGGAAAAGAAUAAGUGGGUGGGACUGCUAAAUGAGCUGCACCGUCUCCUAAGGAAGAACAAGUUAAAGGAGCGCUCUGUUUAUGUCCCUAAAGAAGCUUAUGACUGCACCCUGCCUCUAAUCAAAACCACCCAGUCUGCUGCUAUUCUAGAUCAUGAGAGGAUAGCUCUGGGCAAUGAGGAGGGACUGUACGUUAUCCACGUCACCAAAGAUGAGAUUGUCAAGGUAGGGGACAAUAAAAAGGUCCACCUGAUUGACUUGAUUCCCUCUGAGCAGCUGCUAGCGGUCAUCUCCGGCCGUAACCGUCACGUUCGGCUUUUCUCCAUGGCAUCUCUGGACGAUCGGGACACAGAGUUCUACAAACUUCCUGAGACUAAAGGCUGCCAGACAUUGGUGUCUGGCAUGGUGAAGCAUGGGGUUCGCCCUUGCCUGUGUGUUGCCAUGAAGAGACAGGUAAUUUGCUACGAGCUCUGCAAGGGUAAAACACGGUACAGGAAACUGCGGGAGCUGCAGGUUCCCGGGGCGGUGCAGUGGAUGGCUCUACAGGGGGAUAAGUUGUGUGUGGGUUAUCAGGCUGGAUUCCUACGCUACAGCUUGCAAGGAGAUGGACCUCCCAUUAGCCUGCUCCAUCCAGAGGAUCACACCCUGGCUUUCAUUGGGCAGCUAGGCUUGGAUGCACUCUGCGCUGUGGAAAUUUCCAGCAAAGAGUUACUCUUGUGCUUUAGCAGCAUCGGUGUUUACGUUGACUGCCAGGGGAGGCGCUCACGCCAGCAGGAGCUGAUGUGGCCAGCUGUGCCAACUGCCUGUUGUUAUAAUGCACCUUACUUAUCAGUGUACAGCGAGAAUGCAGUGGAUGUGUUUGAUGUAAACAGUAUGGAGUGGAUUCAGACGAUUCCUCUGAAAAAAGUUCAUCCUCUGAACACAGACGGCUCAUUGAACCUGCUAGGGCUGGAGACAGUACGCCUAAUCUACUUUAAAAAUAAAACAGCAGAGGGGGACGAGCUGGUGGUUCCAGAGACGUCUGAUAACAGCCGGAAGCAGAUGGUCCGCAGCAUGACGAGCAAACGCCGCUUUUCCUUCAGAGUUCCAGAAGAGGAGAGACUGCAACAACGGAGAGAGAUGCUUAGAGAUCCAGAGAUGAGGAAUAAGUUGAUUUCAAAUCCCACCAACUUCAACCAUGUUGUUCAUAUGGGUCCUGGAGAUGGGAUCCAAAUACUUAAGGAUCUUCCAAUGAAUCUUCGUCCUCAAGAGAGCCGGGGAGUCCUGGGCGGCUCCGUCAGCAUCCCCUCUAUAACAAAAGCCAGACCUGAACCAGGCCGCUCCAUGAGUGCCAGCAGUGGCCUCGGCACAACUUCGACCUCACAGAAUGGCAGUGCUCUUAGGAGGGAGUUCUCUAGUGGGAGUUACGGCUCCAACAAGCGGCAGACGAUGACCUCACCCUCUGAGGGCUCACUCUCAUCAGGGGGAGGCAUGGACUGUGCAGGUGAUGCCCCCCUUUCCCAGUUUGACAGAGAGUGGAAGACAGUUUCUCCCACAGGCAAGACCCCUGAUGUGAAAUGGACUUUAAGGACCCUGUUUAGUAGGAUUAAGGAUUCAGAUUCACCAAGACAUUCAACAGCCUCCAACAGCUCCAACCUGAGCAGUCCACCAAGUCCAUCAUCCCCACAUAAGAGCAAGUCCCUGUCUCUGGAACGCAGUGAGCAUCCGGGCUGGGAGUCCUGAGUGCCGUACGUGGCACUGACCCCCCUCAUCCGGCUCUCUGUACCACUCUCUAGAGCAUCAGGAUCCCUUCAAGCUACAGUAUAAAGAAAAUUUUGAUAAAAAAGCAGCAGUGACUCUCAAGGAACCUGAUACACUACACUAGUGGUUAUGUGCAGAUAAGCCCUAUAUUUCUUUGUGCAUGUGUGUGAAUGUGCGUUCACACACACACACACACACACAUAAUUGCAAAAACUGGUCCAAUAUGCACAUUUGACUAUAUAGCAUUUUAAAACCCUGCUUUUGCAGAAAAAUUGCUAACAUUUCCAGUAGAUUUCGAAUUACUGGGGUGAAAAGUUUAAAUGGUUUUCUUCUAACUUAUUACAAAGGUUUUAUCUCCCAAUGAUGCUACUAUUUUAGACAUUAUAUUUUAAGAGUAAUGCAAAAGCUACACUUCCCUCAAUAUUAAAAAAAUAUCUUAUUAAACACUAAAUACAUCACGGUCGCCCUUUGCUUAAAAACAAGGUGAAUUCAGAGCAUGAUUUAAAGUUGUAAUGAUUAUGAUUAGAAGUGCUUAGUACAACAAUUAAUGCUUAGAAACAUAACACUGACACAUGAUCGUUCCCAACCUCCGCACUACAUUUAAACAGACCUCGGCACUCGGUGCCAUGCAGCUCUUUCAUAUUUAAUGCUCAGAAUACAGUAGAACUAGAACGAUUAAAAUAAUGUACAUAGAGUUUAAGUAGAGUAUAAUAUAUUAUGAAAAAUAACACUAUUGUGAAAACUGACUUGGCUUGGAGAGUGCUGGCUUCCUUUGACUUUAGGUCAAGAGUUUUUAAACAUUAAAAUGCAUCCAUGGUAAACUGAAUAAUUUUAGCUUUAUCUUAUCAGAACCUCUACAAGUGUCCAUAGUUCCACCGAAUCUGCCUGGAUUUUAUUAGGGAAACAUGUUAAUUGAGAUGUCCAAAUGUAACGAUAGAAACACCAGGCACAUGCAUGCACACACACACACACACACACACACACAAAUCCUGUAGUUCCAGAGACCGUUAUAGCGUAGAGAAACAAUCCCUCCGUUGCUUAGUGGUGAAUGUAUCAGAAAACGUAUUGCAGACACCUCCUUCUUCUUCCUCUCCUCGCCUGUUUUAGUGUGCUUCACUGUUCCUUUACUGGAGCAAUAAUGCUGUUUCCAAAGAUUUUGUUUUGUUGUGGUUGUUAAUUUUUAUUGUUUGUUUAUUUUUAUGUUUAGUUUGUUUUAAUGUUUCUAUGACUUGCAUAACUCAAAACAUGAAACCAAACUUAGCCUGGGUGUGGAUGUACAUAUACAGUAUAAUCUGUAUGUUAUCAUGGGUUUGAUGACACUAAUGUCACUUGUGUGACGCUCACAAAACACAAUCCAGUUGAGCUUGAGAGUGCUUCUCCCAGUCAAGGGAGCAUUCAAGGGCUUGAACUCAUUCACUGGUGCAUUUAUCUGUUGCCUCUACUUUUGUUACUUCUGUAGCCAGUAAUUACAAAGUGGGGCCUGGGUGGGGGAGGGCGGAGGUGUUUUUUUUUAUUUUUAUUCCUGACGUCGAUGGCAAGGUGUAAAAAUAACUAUUAAUUACCAAUUUUUUUAAAGAGUUCAGGGACAGCGCAUAGUUAGACUAUCAGUCACCCCUGGACAUUUUUACCUCAGAUUUACGAGGCAAGCCAUUAAUUAUAGUUAGCUUUCAGUCAGAACAAGCUUUUUGUACUAUAUCGCUCAUUCCAUGCAUUUUUUUUCCAUUUUAUUAAUUUAUAUGGAUCAUAUUUUGUCAGAAGACAUAACUCAAUGCAAAUAAGUUCAAUUCUUUUGGCUUAUUUUUGACAUGAUUCCUUUUAAGGUAGUUUUAGGGUCCAUUACUUCAUGCUAUGGGAAACAAUCUAGAAGUUACCCAGAUUCCAGAUUUCAAACUUAGUUUACAGGGGCAAGAAAUGAGUUUUCAAUGUAAGAGCACAGCAGUUGUAUAUUUACAUUUACUGUAAAAUAUAGACUUAGCAAAACGGUUCCUGUUCCUCUCAGUACAUUGCCAUAGCUCUGACAGCGUUGUAUCUCCUGAACUAGUAUUUAAGGGAUUUCCAUGAAUCGACCUGAUUAUAUACUAUACCAUGUCUUUUAUUCACAUUAAAUUCAUUAACUCCAGAUUGAUAUCAUGCCUAAAGGACAUAAAUAAUGAGGGACAGUUGUGUCUGAGAGCAAAAACUAACCCAAACAGUCUACACUGGAGUCAAAAGAUCUUCAUGCAGCAGUAUUUUAACAUACUGUGUCGCAAACAUGAGAGAAAUUUACUGUGGGCCAGUCUAGUAAACCCAGCACAUUGUAUUCUUAAAUUAGCAGACUUGCGAUGCCUGCUCUGGUUUGGGAUCAUACUUAUGUGGUAUUACUUUGUCAUAUUUAUUCCUACUGAAUCUAAGCGAUCAUACUCUAAUUUAAGCUUAACGCAGAGUGCAUUUGCCUUGUGGAAUUGAGGCGCUGUGAGGGAUAACGUUUCUACAAGCAUGAUGGUAUAACAGGAAGCCUGUUUGAGAUGUUACUCAGGUAUGUUAGAACCAAUGAUUUAUUUUAUUAUAAUGAGAAAUAGAGAGCAGGAGGAGAACCAAAUCAGACACGUCUCUGACAUUUGGUCAUUGUGUAGGCAAACACUAGCGGGAGGUGCCUUAACUGAACUCAGUGUGUAUGCUGGGUGAUGUAGUAAGAAUAUGGAUUAGACUUAAGGGAACUGAUUACAAAACGAGGGUUCACUCUGCCUUUGUAUAUUACAGCUAUUUCAUAUCACAUAAUAUUUUUUUGUUUUCUGUUUUCCAUUUUGUUUUUGUAAGAAUAUGUACAGUUUUGCAUGUCAGAUGUAUUCACUUUAAAUUUUAUGGCUGGAUUUUUCCAACUGUUUUUACCAUAUUUUAUUGAUUUGUGUAGUGUGGACACUUGGGAUGUGAACAAGACAGAUACCACACUUUUUUUUUUUUGGCACAUGCUUAUUUAAGGUGGAAUGUCAUUGAGUUUAUAUUUAAUUAGCCACCACUCUUUUCACAUUGAGAACUCAUAUCUUGACUGAUUUGUUUCAAUAAAAUGGGGAACUGUUACA
Molecule: messenger RNA, 9469 nt
Organism: Clarias gariepinus (North African catfish)
Lineage: Eukaryota; Metazoa; Chordata; Actinopteri; Siluriformes; Clariidae
Gene: cdc42bpaa
Product: CDC42 binding protein kinase alpha (DMPK-like) a
Exons: 39
Coding region: 999-6392 (1797 amino acids)
Biological process (GO): peptidyl-threonine phosphorylation; actomyosin structure organization
Cellular component (GO): cytoskeleton; cytoplasm; actomyosin
Molecular function (GO): protein serine/threonine kinase activity; ATP binding
Source: RefSeq, a predicted model, not a curated record